AAGCAAAAACUGUAGUGGAAGUGGAGAGAGCGCCAUGCCUGAAACUCCUGGUGGGAGUCUGAUAGAAUGCGAAAUUCCAAGCCUGCCCUUGGUUUCCUCUUAGCGCGAGCCAAGUCCUUCUCCAACAGCUUCUGCUACCGAACUCUUCCUUCUUGUAGUAGUAGUAGUAGUAGUAGUAGUAGUAGUAGUUUUAGGGCAAACAAUCCCUUGCUCACUCUGCUCCUGCUACUCCCUCCGCAUUCUUCCAUUUCUCAUGGCCUAUUCCUUAUCCCUAACCGUCGCUUCUGCGGAUACGCCGCCGAGCAAUUCUCAGACGACGAGUACGAAUGCGAUUUUGAGAACCAUCAGGCAUCUUCUUCAGUGGCCAACAUUGAUGAGUGGAAAUGGAAAAUGAGCUUGCUACUACGCAAUGAAAAGGACCAAGAGAUUGUAUCAAGAGAUAAGAGAGAUAGGAGAGACUAUGAGCAGAUAUCUAACCUUGCAAAAAGGAUGGGUCUUUAUAGUGAAAUGUAUGGGAAGGUGGUGGUUGCCAGCAAGGUUCCACUUCCUAACUAUAGACCAGAUUUGGAUGAUAAGCGGCCACAAAGGGAGGUGGUUAUACCACUAGGUUUGCAAAGAAGGGUAGAAGGUUUACUGCAGGAGCACUUAGAUCGAAGUCAAUUAAGUUCUGGAAAGGUCACUUACAAUUCAGAUGAUGCUAAGUUCAUUGACCAGGUUGAAGAUGUCAAUCAGGAAGAGACUGCUGAUUCUUUCCUUGAUGACUCUGUUAUGGAGAAAGUUCUUCAGAAACGGAGUUUGCGAAUGCGUAAUAUGCAAAGAACUUGGCAGGAAUCACCAGAAGGCAAGAAAAUGCUGGACUUCCGGAAAUCUCUGCCAUCAUUCAGGGAGAAGGAAAGGCUACUCCAAGCAAUUGCACAAAAUCAGGUGAUAGUAAUAUCUGGAGAGACUGGAUGUGGCAAGACCACUCAACUUCCUCAAUACAUAUUGGAAUCGGAAAUAGAAUCUGGACGUGGAGCAUUCUGUAGUAUCAUAUGUACUCAGCCUAGAAGAAUCUCUGCCAUGGCUGUUUCAGAAAGAGUGUCUGCAGAGAGAGGAGAGCCACUUGGUGAAACGGUUGGCUAUAAAGUUCGAUUAGAGGGAAUGAAAGGGAAAAACACCCAUCUGCUUUUUUGUACAAGCGGUAUUCUACUUCGGCGUUUGCUGAGUGAUCGCAAUUUAAAUGGUAUAACCCAUGUUUUCGUUGAUGAAAUUCAUGAGCGAGGAAUGAAUGAAGACUUUCUAUUGAUUGUAUUGAAGGAUCUACUGCCACGUCGUAGGGAUUUGCGCCUAGUUUUAAUGAGUGCCACUCUAAAUGCUGAACUGUUUUCCAAUUAUUUUCAAGGGGCACCAAUGAUUCAUAUUCCUGGCUUUGCUUAUCCUGUAAAAGCACACUUUUUGGAAGAUGUACUGGAAUUAACAGGAUAUAAACUCUCUCCCUUCAACCAAAUUGAUGAUUAUGGCCAAGAGAAAAUGUGGAAAACACAGAAACAGUUAGUUCCAAGGAAAAGAAAAAACCAGAUCACAACACUUGUAGAGGAUGCUCUUAAUAAAUCAAGCUUUGAAACCUAUAGCCCCAGGGCACGUGAUUCUCUAGCAUCAUGGGUGCCUGAUUGCAUAGGAUUCAAUCUUAUUGAGGCAGUUCUAUGCCACAUAUGUCGAAAGGAGCGACCAGGUGCUGUUUUAGUGUUCAUGACUGGGUGGGAGGAUAUCAGCUGCUUGAGAGAUCAACUUAAAGCGCAUCCUCUUUUGGGUGAUCCUAACAGAGUUUUGCUUCUAACUUGCCAUGGUUCAAUGGCAACAUCUGAACAGAAACUCAUAUUUGAGAGACCACCUCAUAAUGUGCGUAAAGUAAUUCUUGCUACAAAUAUGGCAGAGGCAAGCAUUACAAUCAAUGAUAUAGUUUUUGUUGUUGACUGUGGAAAAGCAAAAGAGACAACUUAUGAUGCUCUAAAUAAUACACCUUGUCUACUACCAUCUUGGAUAUCACAAGCAUCUGCACGACAGAGAAGGGGUAGGGCUGGCCGUGUACAACCAGGUGAAUGUUACCACCUCUACCCCAAAUGUGUUUAUGAAGCUUUUGCAGAAUAUCAACUUCCAGAACUUCUGAGAACUCCUUUGAACUCUCUCUGCUUGCAAAUAAAAAGCUUGCAGGUUGAAAGUAUAGGAGAAUUUUUGUCAUCUGCCCUGCAGCCGCCAGAAUCACUUGCUGUCCAAAAUGCUAUUGGUUUUCUGAAGAUGAUUGGAGCAUUAGAUGAGAAGGAAAAAUUGACCGAGCUUGGAAAGUUCUUGUCAAUGCUUCCAGUAGAUCCCAAGCUUGGGAAAAUGCUGAUCAUGGGUGCUAUCUUUCGUUGCUUUGAUCCUAUUCUUACAAUAGUAUCUGGGCUUAGUGUCAGGGAUCCUUUCUUAUUGCCUCAAGACAAAAAAGACUUAGCAGGGACAGCAAAGUCUAGAUUUUCUGCAAAAGAUUACAGUGAUCAUAUGGCUCUUGUUCGUGCAUAUGAAGGAUGGAAAGAUGCAGAAAGAGAAGGAUCUGCAUAUGAGUAUUGCUGGAGAAAUUUUCUCUCAGCUCAAACUCUUCAGGCUAUCCAUUCUCUUCGGAAGCAGUUUAGCUUCAUUUUAAAAGAUGCUGGCUUGGUAGAUGAAGAUGCAAGCAUCAACAACAGAUUAAGUCACAACCAAUCAUUAGCCCGUGCAAUUAUUUGUUCUGGCCUUUUUCCUGGCAUAGCAUCUGUAGUGCACCGAGAGACAUCCAUGUCUUUCAAAACAAUGGAUGAUGGCCAGGUUUUACUAUAUGCGAAUUCUGUGAAUGCACGUUACCAAACUAUUCCUUAUCCAUGGCUGGUGUUUGGUGAAAAAGUGAAGGUCAAUACUGUUUUCAUACGUGAUUCCACUGGUGUCUCAGAUUCAAUACUCAUUCUUUUUGGUGGUGCGCUGAACCAAGGAGUGCAGGCUGGAAAUUUGAAAAUGUUGGAAGGGUAUGUUGACUUCUUUAUGGAUCCUAGUUUGUCAGAAUGCUAUUUGAAGCUAAAGGAAGAAUUCAAUAAGCUCAUCCAAAAGAAGCUCCAAGAUCCUAGCCUGGACAUUCACAAGGAAGGGAAAUAUCUUAUGCUUGCGGUUCAAGAGCUGGUAUCUGGAGAUCAAUGUGAAGGGAGAUUUGUAUUUGGCAGGGAUAGCAAGAAGCCAAAGGAGUCUGGUAAUGAUGACAGAUUCACAAGAGAUGGAAUGAAUCCCAAGAGCUUGCUUCAAACUCUGAUGAUGAGGGCAGGGCACUCUCCUCCAAAAUACAAAACAAAGCACCUCAAGACAAAUGAGUUUAGAGCACUGGUAGAGUUCAAGGGUAUGCAAUUUGUUGGAAAACCUAAGAAAAACAAGCAGCUUGCUGAAAGGGAUGCUGCUGUAGAGGCAUUGGCAUGGUUAACUCAUACUUCUGACAACAGUCGGGAUGAAGGUGACAAGUCCCCACCUGAUGUGACUGACAACAUGCUUAAACUUCUUGGGAAACGUAGAAGAUCAAAGCGUUGGUCUGGUUGAUGAUGGAUGAUGGAAAAUGGUAAGAGAUUGACCUAUAAAUUCUCGGCAUCCUUGUUUAGGGUUUCUGCACUGGUGACCUGCAGAAUGCAUCGUGUAGUAAAAUUUGGCGGCUGGAGGGUGCAGGGAAGUUUUCUAGCGGAGUAAAUUCUCAUUCGGUUACCUUUGUUGGGUGCAUGGAAUAACAGCUUCCCUCAAAUGAGAUAAUCUUUACAAAGUUUAACUAUGAUUGCAUUACUGUGCCAUAGCAAUGAGAAGGUUAUAAAGGUUAAUAACUUCUCAUCAAAGUUUUGACCCCUAGUUCUGUAACUUAAUCACAAGUCAUAACUUAGCACACAGGAAGUGAACGUUCGAAAGUUUCCAAUAAUACAGGGUUUCAUCUAUCUCUAGUUGAAAUUAGUUCGAGUGAGCAAAAAGAUGGAGAGCGCAAUGGCUUGACCAAGCAGUCUCCCUCAGAAAAGAAACUGAAUUACAUUCGAUAGCUUUGUGAACAAAUUUAUACUUUUUAUCACAUAAAAUAUUGUAAUUUUCUGUAAAUUAUUCAAUGAACUCAUUCUUUAUUCCUUCUGAAGUUAUAUAAAAUCACCCUUAUAAUGGUUGUUUUA
Molecule: messenger RNA, 4172 nt
Organism: Ziziphus jujuba (common jujube)
Lineage: Eukaryota; Viridiplantae; Streptophyta; Magnoliopsida; Rosales; Rhamnaceae
Product: DExH-box ATP-dependent RNA helicase DExH3-like
Exons: 19
Coding region: 67-3570 (1167 amino acids)
Cellular component (GO): nucleus; intracellular anatomical structure
Molecular function (GO): ATP binding; RNA binding
Source: RefSeq, a predicted model, not a curated record